This is a messenger RNA of Dentiscutata erythropus, 1650 nucleotides long. The record is from the annotation of a GenBank genome assembly. NCBI's taxonomy places the organism in Eukaryota, Fungi, Glomeromycota, Glomeromycetes, Diversisporales, Gigasporaceae.
CGUAGAAUUGAGAGACAGUCUAUUGGCUGACCUAGAAAAGGUCCCAAAAAAUGAAGAACUGUCUUUUCAUGAAAAAAAAGGAGAUGAGUUUUUGAAGAAAAGCAUGGAUUACCGUAAUGCAUGCGAAAAACAAUGGGAUAAACUAAGCCUAUUAAAGAAAGAAGAUCUCGAGAACAUUUCUUCUGAAGAAUUGAAGGAUUCAAGCAUUACUAUUGCAAAAUUAGCUCUUUUCAUGAAAAAAAAGGAGAUGAAAGAUCUCGAGAACAUUUCUUCUGAAGAAUUGAAGGAUUCAAGCAUUACUAUUGCAAAAUUAGCCUAUGGUGAAUAUAAAAUCGCCUGCGAGACUGCGGAAAGAGACAAAAUUCUCAGCAAGUCACGCAAAAAAGAUUUACUCGAUGCAAAAGACUUAUUUGACGAAGUUAGUAAUUCUAAAGAUUCUAAUGAAAAUACCUUUACAUCAAAAAUCAUGCUAAAAAAUAAUUCCAAUAACGUAACUAAAACAGUGGAUCAGAGUAUUUCGUUAAUUCAAAAACGUUUUAUCAAAAAUUCUAUUAGUAAGGAUAUAGCAAGAAUAAUUUCCACAUUAAGACUCAAAGCAGACAGUGGAGAGUCAGUCUUGUAUCACACACUUAAUAAAGGAGAUUUGCUGGCAAAAGAUUCCAAUUCUAAAACUGAAUGCGUAGCAAUAACUGCUGCUAGUGCUAGUGCUACAGUUAUAAAAUUUGUGUCGGCUGUUGCAUCUUGUAAUAUUUCACCAGUUUUUCUAUCUGUAUCUACUAAAUCCAUAGGAGUAGGGGUAAUGGGGUUUGCUACCAAUCCAAUUAUAACCACAAUAACUACAUCACUUAGUCUGAUAGCUUUGGGUCUCAGCAUUGCAAAAAUAAAAAAUCAAUCGGAAAUUCAUAAAAAUCUCUGUAAUAUUCUGGGAGAUGCAUAUAAAAAAUACCAUGACAAAGAUUACCAAGAACUUUUUAAAAUACUUGAAAGACCUUAUAAAAAGAAUGAAAAGGAUGCCUGCCUUUUUAAAUUAUGUCCUAAAAAUACCAAAAACAAUAUAAUAAAUACCCUUUUAGAUUACGGUGUCUCUCCUGAAUGCAUUGCCGGGUUGUUGUGUUUGAUUGGAAGUGCGUUAGUUGAAGAAGGAAUGCCGUCAAUUAACGAUAGAGGAACAAGAGACAAUGGUAUGAAAGAUACGGACUUUUUAUUUAUAGCGAAAGGAAUUCUUUUGUCGAUAAUAGAUCUUGAAAAUGAGAUCAAGGAAUUUUAUAAACGCAAAAAUGGUGUUAUUCUUAAAAAAGCUUUCAACAAGGUUUGCAGCAUUUCGUUUGAUGCACCAAAACCGGACAAAAUGCAGACAAGAUAUAUUGAACUUGGAGAAAGAUUAGCAAAAAUUAUUCCUAAACAUCUAGGUACACCACACUAUCCCCAAAAUAUGUCUGUUGAAUCAAAAUUGGAGAUGUGGCGUAACUUUGCAAAACUUCAUCUCGCAUUGCUUAAGAUUAAUCUGGCAGAUGAAGAAGCUAAACAGUAUAUUAAUGAAGUUCGAAAGUCAACAGAAAAUUCUCAACCCAAUUUUGUGAAACCACUUCUUGAUUUCACGGAAAAAAUCUAUGAAGAAGUACUUAAGAUUUCGAAUAAAGAGGCCAAUCA